This is a messenger RNA of Cicer arietinum (chickpea), 1333 nucleotides long. RefSeq names its product 2-alkenal reductase (NADP(+)-dependent)-like. Gene Ontology annotation, molecular function: 2-alkenal reductase [NAD(P)H] activity. The record is from RefSeq and is a predicted model, not a curated record. NCBI's taxonomy places the organism in Eukaryota, Viridiplantae, Streptophyta, Magnoliopsida, Fabales, Fabaceae.
CACAAUAUUUAAAGGGUUGCAAUUACAUGGUAAACUACAACUAGAAGAAGCAUCAAAAGACACCUAAAAGUUUCAUAGAGGAUAGUUCAUCAUGGGAAAGAACAAUGUUGGAGAUGAAGUUCAGAACAAACAGGUUAUAUUAAGGGACUACAUUACUGGCUACCCUCGAGAAGAUGACUUAUACAUAAGUACAAGUAAGAUAAAACUUGAGGUUCCUCAAGGAUCAAAUGCUGUUUUGGUGAAGAAUCUGUACCUUUCUUGUGAUCCAACCAUGCAAUUCCGAAUGAGAAAAGCUGAAUAUCGUCUUUCUGGAUAUUACUAUUAUGUCCCUGGCUCUCCUAUAAAUGGAUUUGGAGUGGCUAAGGUAUUGGAUUCAGGUCAUCCUAGCUUCAGUGCAGGUGACUUGGUUUGGGGAACAACCUUUUGGGAAGAAUAUAGUCUAAUUCAAAAUCCAGAGAAACUCUACAAAAUCCAGCAUACUGAUGUGCCUCUUUCCUAUUACACUGGAAUUCUUGGCAUGCCUGGUAUUACUGCAUAUGCUGGUAUCUUUGAAGUUGGUUGUGUAAAGAAAGGAGAAUGUGUUUUCAUCUCAGCAGCGUCGGGUGCUGUCGGUCAGCUCACCGGACAAUUCGCUAAAUUGUUGGGUUGUUAUGUUGUUGGAAGUGCUGGUAGUCAAGAGAAAGUUGAUCUUUUAAAGAACAAGCUUGGGUUUGAUGAUGCUUUUAAUUACAAGGAAGAGGUUGAUUUGGAUGCAGCUUUGAAAAGGUACUUCCCUGAAGGCAUUGAUUUCUACUUUGAACAAGUAGGAGGUAAAAUGCUUGAUGCAGUGCUCCUAAAUAUGAAGGACCAUGGUCGUAUAGCUAUAUGUGGAAUGAUUUCACAGUACAAUCUUCCUCAUCCUGAAGCUCUAGAGAAUUUGUUGCAUAUUGCAUUCAAGAGACUAACCGUAAAAGGAUUUAGUCAAAGAGAUCAUUACCAUCUCUAUCCAAAGCUGUUAGAGACUGUGUUGCCUUACAUUAGAGAACACAAACUUGUCUAUGUUGAAGACAUUGUUGAAGGCCUUGAAAAUGGCCCAGCAGCUCUUGUUGGACUUUUCAGUGGUCGCAACUUUGGAAAACAGUUAGUUAAAGUUGCUAGCGAAUGAUCAUUCAAAUUAUGUGACAUGUUUAUUCAUAGAAGUAUGUAUUACAAUAAGUAGAGUUUGAAGAAUGGACUUUCUAUUUUUGUCUAGGACUAAUAAACCAAGGUGUAUGUACUUACUUGUAAUGUCGUACUACCUCCAUCGCUUUAUAUAAUAUGAAAUUUUUAAGUUUUAAAAAACUGAUUUGAAAAA